GUUGUUAAAAGUGCAAUUAGAGAUUCCAUCCCCUUCUUCUAGGUUUCAACUUUUGAACGUGAAUCACAGUGCAACCCUAAUUGAAUAAUCAUGCGUCCAUCUUAUGACUUCUCUUUCAGUCGGGCUAGAUCCGGCAUGCUUACCGUCUAUGCUCGUCGUCGUCCAUGGAGAGAGCUAUUGACCCAUCCGUCUUCCUAUACCCUACCUAUUUCCGUCAGCGAUUUCGCAUCUCGGGUGAAGCGAAAUCUGAGCUACUUUCGGGUCAACUAUGCGAUGAUUGUACUGGUUGUACUCUUCUUAAGCAUUUUAUGGCAUCCAAUUUCAAUGAUUGUGUUCUUAAUCGUGUCGGUAGGUUGGUAUUUCCUCUACUUCCAUCGCGACGAACCGUUGAUGGUUUUUAAUCGUACGAUUGAUGAUAGAAUUGUUCUGGUUGUUCUCGGAGUUGUUACAGUGGUGAGCUUGGUGCUCACUCAUGUUUGGUUGAAUGUGUUGGUGUCGAUUGUCGUAGGGAUUGUGUUGAUAUUUUUGCAUGCAACUUUUAGAAUUACAGAGAAUUUGUUUCUGGAAGAAGAAGAUGCCGCUGAUGGUGGAUUGCACUCUUUUGUUGGUACCUAUGUGUGAUUUUGAAGCCUACAGAUCUGUGUGAUUUUGGAGCCUGCAGAUCUGGAAAAUAGCAAAUGCAAAGCUACUGCUUCUGUAAUCUCAUUUAUGCAUUAAUUAGGUUUCACCCAAUCAAUCAAUAAUACAUUGUUUCAUAUGAAUUCAAUUUGAUUUUGUGUAAAACAUUGUUCAAACACAA
Molecule: messenger RNA, 799 nt
Organism: Solanum lycopersicum (tomato)
Lineage: Eukaryota; Viridiplantae; Streptophyta; Magnoliopsida; Solanales; Solanaceae
Source: RefSeq, a predicted model, not a curated record